AUGGCGGAGAAUCACUGCGAGCUGCUGCCACCGGCCCCGGGCGGCCUCGGGGCGGGGCUGGGAGGCGGCCUGUGCCGGCGCUGCAGCGCGGGGCUCGGCGCCUUGGCCCAGCGUCCCGGCAGCGUGUCCAAGUGGGUCCGGCUCAACGUCGGCGGCACCUACUUCCUUACCACUCGGCAGACGCUGUGCCGGGAUCCGAAAUCCUUCCUGUACCGUUUGUGCCAGGCCGACCCCGACCUGGACUCGGACAAGGACGAAACAGGUGCCUACUUAAUCGACAGAGACCCCACCUACUUCGGGCCCGUGCUGAACUACCUGAGACACGGGAAGCUGGUCAUAAACAAAGACCUGGCCGAGGAAGGGGUAUUGGAGGAAGCAGAAUUUUACAAUAUCACCUCACUAAUAAAACUUGUCAAGGACAAAAUUAGAGAGCGAGACAGCAAAACAUCACAGGUGCCGGUGAAGCACGUGUACCGUGUCCUGCAGUGUCAGGAGGAGGAGCUCACACAAAUGGUCUCCACCAUGUCCGACGGCUGGAAGUUCGAGCAGCUGGUCAGCAUCGGCUCCUCCUACAACUACGGCAGCGAGGACCAGGCCGAGUUCCUGUGUGUGGUCUCCAAGGAGCUGCACAACUCGCCGCAUGGCCCCGCCAGCGAGCCCAGUGAGAAAGCCAAGAUUUUGCAAGAACGGGGCUCGAGGAUGUGA
Molecule: messenger RNA, 705 nt
Organism: Rangifer tarandus platyrhynchus (Svalbard reindeer)
Lineage: Eukaryota; Metazoa; Chordata; Mammalia; Artiodactyla; Cervidae
Source: the annotation of a GenBank genome assembly